Molecule: messenger RNA, 2192 nt
Organism: Ruditapes philippinarum (Manila clam)
Lineage: Eukaryota; Metazoa; Mollusca; Bivalvia; Venerida; Veneridae
Product: alpha-L-iduronidase-like
Exons: 16
Coding region: 67-2007 (646 amino acids)
Biological process (GO): carbohydrate metabolic process
Molecular function (GO): L-iduronidase activity; protein binding
Source: RefSeq, a predicted model, not a curated record
AAUAUAUGCGUUUACUCAUGUGAUAAAUUAGAACUUUAGUGUAGAUCUAAUACAAAAGAGAAAGAAAUGAGGUUUCACAUAUUGACCAUGCUAGCAAAUGUCUUGAUCAUUGCACAGCCAGGAUGUGGUGUGAAAGUCGUAGUCAACACAUCUGUUCAAGUCGGACCACUAAAGCAUUUCUGGGAGUCUACUGGGUUUUGUCCACCUCUUCCUCAUGAGGAUGCUUAUAAAUUUGACCUUAGUCCGGACAUGGUGCAGAAUAUAGCGCUGAUUGGCACAGUGCCGCAUAGUGGUAUCAAGCAAGUUCGGAUCCACUGGUUGUUUGAUCUUGUUAACGUCAUCAGCAGUGAGCCAUUUAAACCCCCUGUGUACAAUUUCACCUAUCUUGACAAUCUGAUAGAUAUACUGUACAAUAAUGGACUCCAACCUGGGUUUGAACUGAUGGGUAAUCCAUCUAAUAUGUUCACAAACUUUGAAGAUAAAGCCAUGUUGAUGAACUGGAAAAGUCUUGUUACCCAGACAGCACAAAGAUAUGUAGACCAGUAUGGACUAAGCUCUGUGAUGGACUGGAACUUUGAGACUUGGAAUGAACCUGAUUGUCAUGACUUUGAUGCUGUUAAUAUGACUGUGCAAGGUUUUCUGAACUACUAUGAUGCAUGCUCAGAAGGCUUGAGGGCCGUGUCUGAAUCCCUUCGGUUCGGAGGCCCCGGAGAUGCAUGUAAAAGGUCCAAAUACUCUGAUGCGUUACUAGAUCAUGUGGUGAAUGGAAUUAAUUAUUUCACUGGAGAAAAGGGAGUCCGGAUUGACUUCAUAUCAUUCCAUAGAAAGGGCAGUGGGUCAUCUCAGAAGAUAUUAGAUGAUGAAAUAACUUUAAUGGAAGACAUUGCCAAGAGAUAUCCUUCCCUAGCCAGCAAACCAUUCUAUAAUGAUGAAGCUGAUCCAUUAGUAGGGUGGUCAAAAGAUGAAGAAUGGAGGGCUGAUAAUACAUAUGCUGCCAUGGUUGCUAAGAUAAUAGUUCAACAUCAGAAACAGUUCAUUUCCAAUCAAUCACCUGCAAUCAAGAACUACACGUUGCUAAGCAAUGACAAUGGCUUCCUGAGCUGGUACCCGCAUCAAUUUAGUCAGCGUACUUUGUUGGCACGGUUUCAAAUUAAUACAACCAACCCUCCUCAUACACAUUUCUUUCAGAAACCUGUGUUCUCAGCAAUGGGUUUGUUAUCUGUCCUCGGAGAAAAACAGCUACAAACAACUGUAUCAGAUGACAGUGGUAAACAAAUAUCAGAUGCUUCAGAACUAGGUGUUUUAUCAAGUGUACAUUAUCCAGAUAUAAAAGGCACUUCUGACAGCUGGCAAGUAGCGUCCUUGAUUUACUACAGUAAUGACACAGGACCACAGAAUGCAGGAACACAUGUAGACGUUUAUAUGGACAUUAAUCCACCAGACUCACAAGAUUUAGUACUGGUGAGCUGGAUCCUGGAUAACACAUUUGGUAAUCCUUAUAGAGUAUGGAACCAGUAUGAUAAACCUGAUUAUCCUACUUUAGAACAGAUGAACGCCAUGAGAGCACUUGAGGGAGCGAGAGCUUUGUUUAAUAUCUCAGUGAAGACCGGGUACCAGUAUUUGGGAAAAUGGUUUUUACAGGAACCAGCAAUGCUGUUAAUACAUGUGUGUUCAAAGCCAUCCUAUCAACCAGAUCAGCCAAACAAUGUUAAUGUACAUAACAUAACUGCUGGACAAGUUCUAAUAACAUGGUCAGAUAAAUGUGUCAACUCAAGAUGUAUCCUUUCUUAUGAUAUACAAUAUUCCAAGACUGGUGAUCAGGGAUCAUAUAUUUCUAUAGUUCCUGAGGCGAGAAGAAAAACAACUACAUCAUUUGUUUAUACACCAUCUCCUAAACAAGGUGUGUCAGCUGAUGACCAAGUUGUAGGGUUUUACAGAGUUAGAGCUAUAGAUUAUUUCAUCAACUACAGUGAAUUCUCUUUACCAGCACAAUAUCCAGACAUGUAGUGGUCACGAAUUGAAGAGAUAUUUUGUUUUCCAUUUCUUUUGAGAAAAUUCGUUGAUGUAUAAUUCAGCUGUUACUUCGCCCAUGUAAAAGUUCUUCAUCAUAAUCAUGUUAUUUAUGAUUUAAAUGCAGACAGUAUUCAUCCUUAAAGAGUAAUGACUGAUGAGCUUGAAUAAUUGUAAUAUAA